This is a messenger RNA of Ilex paraguariensis (yerba mate), 1615 nucleotides long. The record is from the annotation of a GenBank genome assembly. NCBI's taxonomy places the organism in Eukaryota, Viridiplantae, Streptophyta, Magnoliopsida, Aquifoliales, Aquifoliaceae.
GUCUGACUCAAUUCCCCCGCGGCUUUAUCUCUGCAGAUCAGAGAGUACAGAAGAGAGUACGCGGUGAGAAGCUUCAAUAAACUCGACCCACCACACGAAAAUUGCCUCAAAAACCAACUUGGUUCUUUGUUGAAUUUCUGUUAAUUUCAAGUUUUCAAUUGAGUUAGUUUGAUUUUUUAAUACUAUCUUCAUUUUAUAAUAAACAGUGAUCUGCUCUGUAUGUAAACAGAGCUGUUUGGUCUUUACUUAUAUAUAUCUGGGUUUUUCUAGGUCUAAUUCUGAGUCUAUGAUAGUGGAUUUAUCUGGAAACAUGAGGGUUUUUGUUGUUUGCCUCCCAGAUAAAGACCGGUUUUAAUUUAUUUCAUCUUUUGCGUAUAAGGUUUAUGCCUUGAAAAGCAGAAUACAUGAACUUGUUGAUGGCCUGAUGGUUUUGUUUUGACAUGUGGUCUUACUUCAAAUGUGUUGCACUACAAGGUUUUGAUUUUGUUAGUCAAUAGAUGCGCUAGCUCGUUUAUUGGUGUAGAGAGAGAAAGAAAAUGGGAUCUGGGAAUGGGUUCUACUCAGUGCAAGAGUUCAAUUUGGACUCCAAGUGGUUGAUUGAUCCGAAGCUUCUUUUUGUUGGGCCGAAGAUUGGAGAAGGUGCGCAUGCCAAAGUGUACGAAGGAAAGUACAUGAAUCAGAAUGUUGCUAUUAAAAUUGUAAAUAAAGGGAAGCCAGAGGAGAUUGCCAAGAGGGAAGCCCGGUUUGCAAGAGAGGUUGCAAUGUUAUCCAGAGUUCAACACAAAAACUUAGUGAAGUUUAUCGGAGCUUGCAAGGAACCUGUCACGGUCAUAGUCACUGAGCUUCUUCUUGGUGGGACAUUGCGAAAGUACUUGCUGAACAUGCGGCCAAGGUGCUUGGAUAUGCGUGUGGCAAUUGGGUUUGCACUUGACAUAGCUCGUGCAAUGGAAUGCUUGCACUCACAUGGGAUCAUACAUCGUGACCUGAAACCUGAAAACUUGCUAUUGACGACAGACCAUAAAACAGUGAAACUUGCGGAUUUUGGUUUGGCAAGAGAAGAGUCAUUAACAGAGAUGAUGACUGCUGAAACGGGAACCUACCGCUGGAUGGCUCCAGAGCUAUACAGCACAGUUACAUUGAGGCAUGGAGAGAAGAAGCAUUAUAACCACAAGGUGGAUUCCUAUAGCUUUGCAAUCGUGCUUUGGGAGCUCAUACAUAAUAAGCUCCCAUUUGAAGGCAUGUCUAAUCUGCAGGCAGCCUAUGCAGCUGCCUUUAAAAAUGUGAGACCCAGCGCUGAUGAUCUAACGGAGGAUUUGGCUUUAAUUGUAACUUCAUGUUGGAAGGAGGACCCAAAUGCUAGGCCUAACUUCAGCCAAAUAAUACAUAUGCUUCUGCAUUAUCUUUCCAAGAUUUCACCACCAGAACCUGUUAUCCCCCAGCGGAUUUACAUGUCCGAGAAUGCUGUCUUGCCACCAGAAUCUCCGGGCACAAGCUCCUUAAUGCGAGUACGGGAUGACUCUCGGGGAACCCCGAAACCCCCUAUUGAAUACAAGUCAAAAGGUUUCUUCUUCUGCUUUAACCAAUGCUACUGAUCCACCCCCCCCCCCCCCCCCCC